AUGGAGUUCCUACCAGAAAACCUUCAAACAGUCCUCCAAAAUCCCACAUUCACCUACCUCCAAUCAGCGACACAAGACCACCUCACAACAAAACUCUCGCACCUGCGCGCAAUGGUGCUCCAACCAUACAUAAUCGAGCCUGUCUCGAGUUUCCUCGCCUCCUACUCCUCCGCCAUGCCAGACCUACUCUCAAUAUUCCUUCUCGCCAUUAUAAUCCUCGUCUCCCUCAAGAUUCUAGACUACGCCUACCGCGUGGUCGUAUUCUGGGUCACGCUCGCUUUCAAACUUGUCUUCUGGGGCUCGAUUCUCGGUCUCGGGUGGUAUGUCUACAGCGUUGGUAUUGAGAAUGCCGGCAGGGAUUUCGGGUGGCUUUGGGGUGUGGUAUAUGGAUUUGUCGGCGAUUUUCAGGAAAAGAGCAAGACCGCUGCAGCGGCUUAUGCUGGGAACCCCAAGUAG
Messenger RNA from Penicillium mononematosum, 456 nucleotides. RefSeq names its product Apq12 family protein. The transcript has 2 exons. NCBI's taxonomy places the organism in Eukaryota, Fungi, Ascomycota, Eurotiomycetes, Eurotiales, Aspergillaceae. Bases 1 to 456 code for a protein of 151 amino acids. The record is from RefSeq and is a predicted model, not a curated record.